AUGCAAUCUGUGUAUUCAUUUAACCGAAGCGAUAGUGAAAUCCGUCAAGAAUUGUUGCGAGUUUUCAGCUCGGGUCGUGGUACGGCCCGUGAACAAUGGAGUAUGCAAGCUGAACUUUUAGUUGAACCUGUUGGUUGGGAUGCACUGUGGAAAUUAUCCAAAGAUUAUUGCAAAAAGUUUGAAGUAAGGUUUCCAUGUGUUGCAUAUGUAACUGUUACAUCUGUUGAUUAUGAAGAACUGGCAGCGUGUGUGGAUGUUCUAAGUGUACAACAUGCAGCUGUAACUUUACCAGAGAGAGUUGUAGAUGUUCCAUUAAUCGAACUCUGGCCUACUCUCAAACAGCGAGAGCAAUGUGUUAAUGCAGCUUUUACUGCAGAAUUUAUUGAUCUUUUAAGAUUCUUUUAUCAUAAUAUAUGGAUGCCUUGGGAUGAUCAAGAUGAUAAAGUUCUGCUUCCAAGCACAAUAGAAGAUCGGAUGAGUCUCUGGACUGAUAUUCACAAUGGAACAAUACCAAACUGUGUGGCUCGAUCUAUAGUCCUGUUACGAAAUAGUGCCAUUGAUGCUCAUGAAAAACUAAAAGAGCUUGAUUCUUCUCUUUGUGAUGGAAUAUUAGCAGAUGAUGAUGAUUCACUGCUUCCUCCAAACUACCUGUCAGUAUGUGCCGAAAUGAAUGCGCGCUUGGAUGGUCUGAUGUCUAAAUGGACCCUUUAUGAAAACCCACUGAUUAGAAAACAAUACUUAACUAAAACAAAAAAUAAAUGGCAGAAAAAUAAGAGCAAAAGGAAUGUUGUUGCACUCUGGCAAGGGGGCUCAGUGUCCGAAUUUAACGAAAUAUCAAAAUACCUUCACUCAUAUCUCACCAAAGAGCACAAUCUGACAGUUGUGGUUUCUGCUGAAGAUGGCUUCAUCUUAGAACCAGAGGAAGUAGUAGUCUGUAGUCAACAAUAUGAGCUGCCAGAGAUGCCAUUAUCACAAAUUUCCAUCUGUAGUUUUAAUGGUGCUACACUUAGGGCAACGGAUAUGAGAUCUUGUUUGUUAAUGCUCAGUGAAGACUGUAGAAUACAAAAUUUAACUCUGCACUGCUCACAAGUAAACACAAUCAUUGUGAUGCGAACAGGAACACUCCAUAUUAAAAACUGCAUGUUUGCUGAUGAGUCAAACAGUUCCCAGAGUGAUUUUGCUCAAGGCAUUGUGGCGAUGGCUGGAGCCAAAGUCAUUAUAGAAGACUGUACAUUCGAGAACUUUUAUUCUGGAAUUGUUAUUCACAGAGGUGCACAGAUGGAGCUAAGGAAAUGUACAUUGCGGAAGUGCGGGGUAGGAGUUCAGAUGUAUUCAGGUUCGCACGUAAAGUUGGACAGCACUGUUAUAGUAAACUGUUCUGAGCAGUGCAUUCGGUGUGAAGUCGACGUUGAUGGUGAUGAAUGUGACAAGAUGAGCGAGAUGGAAGGUUUACAGGUGAUGUCGAAUUGCAAGAUUGGAUCUGGUAAUCUACAAAAAGAGAUUUUGAUUGUUCAGCAAAAUGUUAACUUAGCUUAA
Molecule: messenger RNA, 1536 nt
Organism: Parnassius mnemosyne (clouded apollo)
Lineage: Eukaryota; Metazoa; Arthropoda; Insecta; Lepidoptera; Papilionidae
Source: the annotation of a GenBank genome assembly